Messenger RNA from Ilex paraguariensis (yerba mate), 1737 nucleotides. NCBI's taxonomy places the organism in Eukaryota, Viridiplantae, Streptophyta, Magnoliopsida, Aquifoliales, Aquifoliaceae. The record is from the annotation of a GenBank genome assembly.
AUUGGUGGGGACUGUAAAGGUUUGACACCUUUUCCUUGGAAUUCCAGCCAAAUCUUGUGCCUUUAAAUACAGCCACUUUUUUUAAAUGUUGGGUCAUCAACAAGAGGAAGAGAUAGAGAUACAGAGAGCAGAGAGAGAUGGAACAGAAUGGAACACAAAUUAGACAAAGGGUGGUGCUAGUCGUAGCUCCAUUCCAGGGGCACAUAACUCCGAUACUUCAGAUAGGCUCAAUCCUUCACGCCAAAGGCUUCUCCAUCACAAUCGCACACGCUGAAUUCAACCCUCCUCAUUCUUCUAAUCAUCCUGAAUUCGUCUUCGUACCCCUAUCCACCAACUUAUCGGACUAUGAUAUCCCCUCCACGUUCUUGUCAACUAUGAAUGUCAACUGCAAAGAACCACUCAAGACAUACGUGGUCCAAACAUUGGAGAAACAAGAGCCACGUGAUCGAGUCUGCUGCAUCAUCUAUGAUUCAAUGAUGUACUUUGCAGAAGCUGUGGCCGCUGAUCUCAAGAUUCCAAGUAUACUCUAUCACAAUAGCAGUGCUUCCUAUGUUCUAGCUCGCCAUGCCACUCCUCGCCUUCAUAAACAAGGUUAUAUUCCCGUGCAAGAGUCUAUGUCGAAUGAACUGGUGCCGGAGCUUCAUCCCCUCAGGUUCAAGGAUCUACCCUUUCGACAAAUUUCAGAAACUCUGCUAAAGUUAAUUGCAAAUGGCAACAAUGUAAGAUCUUCCGCAGCCGUUAUAUGCAACACCAAUGACUUUCUUGAGCAUUCACAACUGUCACAGCUCCAGGAAGAAUGCCAAGUCCCAAUCUUCUCAAUAGGCCCUCUGCACAAAAUGGCUCCAGCUUCCUUAACCACUAGCUUACUAAAGGAGGACACAAGUUGCCUUGCAUGGCUUGACAACCAAGCUCCUAAGUCAGUUAUAUAUGUGAGCUUGGGAAGCGUAGCAACGGUGGACAAGAAAGAGAUAACUGAAACAGCUUGGGGACUGGCCAACAGUGGCCAACCAUUCUUGUGGAUUCUGCGUCCGGGCAUGGUUCUUAACUCAGAAGAUGCCUCAGACAAAUGGCUUGAUCUCUUGCCCGAAGGUUUUGAAGAACGAGUCAGAGAAAGAGGUCUGAUAGUAGAAUGGGCACCUCAAAAGGAGGUGCUGUCACAUAGUGCAGUGGGAGGGUUUUUUAGCCACGCCGGUUGGAACUCCGCCUUGGAAAGUUUAUCUGAAGGUGUUCCAAUGAUAUGUCGGCCAUGUUUCGCAGACCACCAUGUAAAUGCAAGGCACAUCACUCAUGUGUGGAAGGUAGGCCUUGAAAUGGAUCUUGUGUUGGAGAGAGAAGGAAUCGAGAGAGCUAUAAGAAGAGUUAUGCUGGAGAAAGAAGGUGAAGAAAUGAGGCAGAGAGCAAUUGAUAUGAAGCAAAAAAUCAUAACUUGUGUGCAAAAAGGUGGUUCUGCAGACAAUUCCUUGAACGAUUUGGUAGAGCUCAUCUCGUCAAAGUCGAAUGCCAAAAAUGACACUGCCACCUUGAUUGAGAGUUGAAGCUGGAGAAUAAUAAAAUAUUAUGUUGUGUAGAUCUAGAGAAUAAAAGAUGGCAAUGGAGUCGUUUUGUACCACCUUCUAUGGUAAUAUCUCAAAUUAUAUAUCAUUUUCGUACUGUAUUAUUUUAAAUUGUAUCCUUCGGAUCCAUAUUUGUAUUAAUUACUGGUUUCUAUUUAUGGUGCAUAUGGAGCAACAUUUCAAC